CCCUCCUCCUGCCCCUAAAGCAUCCUGGGCCACUCAGUAGCUGUGGACGCUUUAGGGGCAGGAGGAGGAGGAGGGUUGUGGGUGGAUCUCCCCCUCCUUUUCCAGUCCGAGACCAGAAAAACCAAUCAAACCCACCCCUUUCUGGGUGUUUACUCGCCGGCCCCCGUAGGCCGGGUUUCAGACCACGUUUCUUAGGACUCCUUACCUCCUCCUCCCCCCAAACACACACUAAUGACGGGGACUGGACAGUGGCUUUCGACCCGAACGAGGAUAAUGUCCUGAUAGAUUCCUUUUUGAGCUAGUAAAUACAAGUGACCGUGCUUAAUGGGGUUUAUUUUUGCAGAUCAAAUGAAAGAGGAAGCUAUGCCCUCAGAAGGAGAGAAAUCUCCUGAAGCUGAGAACAACAAGAAAAGCAAAAGUGGAGCUUCUCAGGAUUCUCAACCUUCUCCCCUGGCUCUGCUGGCAGCAACUUGCAGCAAAAUAGGAACUCCUGGUGAGAAUCAAGCGACCGGACAACAGAUUAUAAUAGAUCCAAGUCAAGGUUUGGUGCAGCUUCAGAAUCAACCACAACAAUUAGAAUUGGUAACAACUCAGCUUGCUGGUAAUGCCUGGCAGCUUGUCGCAGCUGCUGCUGCUCCUGCUUCAAAAGAGAACAAUGUCCAACAAGCAUCUUCUUCUGUUGCUUCAAGUGCAGCAAGUCCCUCCAACAGCAACAACGGAAAUGCAUCUCCUUCAAAAACGAAACCAAGCAAUUCUUCUGGAGUAACUCCAGGACAGUUUCAAGUUAUACAAGUACAGAAUCCAGGUGGUAGUGUUCAGUAUCAAGUAAUUCCACAGAUUCAGACGACGGAAGGUCAACAAAUUCAGAUAAAUCCUGCUAAUACCACAGCUCUGCAAGAUUUACAGGGUCAGAUUCAGCUCAUCCCUGCAGGAAAUAAUCAGGCUAUCCUUACAACUACAAAUAGGACAGCUUCGGGGAAUAUUAUUGCUCAAAACUUGGCAAAUCAAACAGUGCCAGUCCAAAUUAGGCCUGGUGUUUCUAUUCCAUUGCAGCUGCCAAUUGCUGGUGCUCAGGCACAAGUUGUAACAUCAUUGCCUAUAAACAUUGGAGGAGUGACUCUAGCGUUACCUGUAAUAAAUGUUGCUGCAGGUAGUAGUUCUGGGCAGGUUACUCAACCCGCUGAUAGUGGAGUUUCCAAUGGAAAUCAGCUUUUGUCAACACCUGUCACAACAUCUUCUGUUAGUACCAUGCCAGAUUCUCCUUCUUCCACAUGUACAACCACUGCCACCACUUCACUAACAAGCAGUGAAACAUUAGUAAGCACUGCAGAAACAGGCCAGUAUGCAAGCACAGCAAACAGUUCCGAGUCUAGUACUGAAGAACCUCAGACAACUGCAUCAGAAACAGAGGCUCAGAACUCCAGUCAGCUUCAGUCUAAUGGAUUGCAAAAUGUGCAGGAUCAGUCAAAUUCACUGCAGCAGGUGCAAAUAGUAGGUCAACCUAUUUUACAGCAGAUUCAAAUUCAACAGCCACAGCAGCAGAUCAUUCAGGCUAUUUCCCCACAGUCUUUUCAGCUUCAGUCAGGACAAACUAUUCAGACUAUUCAGCAGCAGUCUUUGCAAAAUGUUCAACUACAAGCAAUGAGUCCAACCCAAGUACUCAUAAGAGCACCAACUUUAACCCCAUCAGGGCAAAUCAGCUGGCAGACAGUGCAGGUCCAGAAUCUUCAAAGCCUUUCAAAUCUCCAAGUUCAAAAUGCAGGGUUGCCCCAGCAACUGACCAUUACUCCUGUGUCUUCAAGUGGUGGUACCAUAGCUCAGAUUGCACCAGUAGCUGUUGCAGGUACACCGAUAACUCUAAAUGCUGCUCAGAUUGCUUCAGUGCCUAAUCUUCAGACAGUAAGUGUAGCCAAUUUGGGGGCUGCUGGUGUUCAAGUACAAGGAGUUCCAGUCACCAUUACAAGUGUUGCAGGUCAGCAACAAGGACAGGAAGGAGGCGUGAAAGUACAACAAGCCACAAUAGCACCUGUAACUGUAGCAGUAGGAGGUAUUGCUAACACAGCAAUUGGUGCUGUUAGUCCUGAUCAGAUAACUCAGGUGCAUUUGCAGCAAGCCCAGCAAGCUUCUGAUCCAGAUGUUCAGCCUGGCAAAAGGUUAAGGAGAGUUGCUUGCUCAUGCCCUAAUUGCAGAGAAGGAGAAGGAAGAAGCAGUAAUGAACCUGGAAAGAAGAAACAACAUAUCUGCCAUAUUGAAGGUUGUGGAAAAGUCUAUGGGAAAACAUCUCAUCUCCGGGCACAUCUUCGCUGGCAUACUGGGGAAAGGCCAUUUGUAUGCAACUGGAUCUUCUGUGGGAAAAGAUUUACAAGAAGUGAUGAAUUGCAAAGACAUAGGCGAACCCACACAGGUGAGAAAAGAUUUGAAUGUCCAGAGUGUUCUAAAAGAUUCAUGCGAAGUGACCAUCUCUCCAAGCAUGUUAAAACACAUCAGAACAAAAAGGGUGGGGGAACAGCUCUCGCAAUUGUAACUACAGGUGAAUUGGACUCUUCAGUUACUGAGGUUCUUGGAUCACCAAGGAUUGUCACAGUUGCAGCCAUUUCUCAAGAUUCAAAUCCAGCAACUCCUAAUGUUUCAACAAACAUGGAGGAAUUCUGAAGAAAAAUUAUACAAAUGCCUAGAGCUGCACUUAAGUUUACAUACCUUUCAAGAUACAGAAGUGGGCUGGUAAAAGUGUAUUACAGAGCAGGAAAUCAUGUAUUCAGUCUUGGUUUCUGUAAGUAUUCCAAGUUGGAGGAUCAACAUGGGAAGUGUACAUUGUACAAGACAUUUGCUUGUACAAAAAAAUUUCAAAACAGAACCAACUAAUGUAGAUAAAUUAUGGAUAAAGCAGAUGAGGAAAAUAUUGCCUUGGCAUUGUACUAAUUUAUGUAGCCCUAUAUCUAGUAAAGGAUUUUAUUGAAGUUCUUCUUCUCAUGGAAAUGUUUGUUCUAGCAACAAACAGUACAAAUAUGCAACAGGAUAGCUGUUGACUAAGGAUUUUUUCCCAAAAAAUUUUCAUCAGAAGUUCCUUUUUCAAAAGGCAGAACAAAAAUGCAAAACAGCCUAGUGAAGAAGAUUUUUUUUUCUUUUUGGUUUGUUAAACACGUAUAUUAAAUUUGGCCAUCUUUGCUUGUUUUUAAAAAAUAAUUCAGAUGGCAGCAUGUUAAAUGGGUCUGAGAUGCAUCUCAGAUAAUUUUGGCCACUACAUUAUAGUAGUGUGUAUAAUGACAAUCAGUAAACACAAAUUAUUCUCUUUCUAGGAGAGGCAAGAGAUCUAUAGAGCCAGUGUAUACUGUAGCAAUUAUUGAAUCUUAGAAAUAUAUUGACAUAAGAUUUUAAUUAAUUCUAUGUAAAAAUUAACAAUGGAACAUAUGUGACUAGCCCUAUACCUUAACUCAUCCCAUUUCAAGACAUAGGCGAUUUAUUGCUUAGUUAACCUCAGUCACAAAGUCUGUAAUUUAAAUUAAAUUUUAUUACAAUACUUGGAAACUGCGGGAAGCAAAAUCUUGUAGAGCUUAGGCACCACUGUCAACCUUCUGUCAACAUCAAAUAUUGUUAAUAUACUGAAUUCUUUAGACCUUCACAUAACAGCCAAAGAAAGAAAAAAUAACUGUAACCAAAAGUUUCUCAACUCUAAAUUUUUCUUAUCUUUAUUUUCUUAAGAAAAAUAAUGGUCAGGAUCCAAAGAGCUGCUUUUGGCUUGCCUGAAGUUUUCAGCUUUUUACUUGUUUAAAAAAACUCAAGCAGCCCUUCUGCCAUAUGAAAAAAAUCUUCUGAACUUCCCCAGAUAGCAAAAAUAGCUAGCUAUGCAGCACUGGAAAUGUUUAUUGGAGGAAUGAAAACCAAAAUUCCAGUGCAAAGGUUUCAAUUCUGGCAGUGUGUAUGUGUGUAUGUGUAUGAGAGUGAGUGACUCUGACUUGCAUGUGUAUAUGUACAUUCACACCUAGCCAGCAAGAAAAAAAUUCAUAUUUAAAUAGAUAGCAAGGAAUACUUUUAUUGUUUCUUUUUGGCAAGCAUUUUUGGUUCUUGAAAAACAACACAAGAAAAAUGCAAUUGCUUUACCUUGGUAGAAGAUAAGUGAUUAUGUUCUCAAUAUGAAGUUGUUUAAUACAGUACUCCUCAAAAAGUAACAGCUUAGAUAAUGUUGUUCAUCCAGUUCUAGUCACCGACAACUAGAUAGUUACUAUGGCUGUCUCCUAGGCAGGGAUGCAUGUCCUUAUUUCAUGAAGAGAGACCGAAUUCAGUCGAACAGUGGGGCCCAGAUAAGCUUUGCAAUUGCAUGGAUAGUAAUGUGAAUCCAUAUCAGCCACACUUUGGAGUUGUUUCUAUGUUCAGUUUUACAUUACUGGAUUGAGAGACCGCUGUGUGCAAAUUUUACUAUAUAGCAGAAAAAUGACCAAAUAAUCUUUGGAUUUUUUACAGUAUUUUCUGUAGAUAUUAACUUAGCAUUUUACAGAUCUUCCCCAGUUGUAAAAUAUCUCAUGACUGACUGAUUUUUACAUUUUACACCAAAACCUUUCAGUGAUUUACUGUAUCUUAAAAGUGCAGUGCAAGAAGUUGACACUUUUCCUUUAGAAACUAUGGUUUCCAUUGACAGUUGUUUGAAACUCUGAACAAAAAUAUUUUUAUACCCUUAUACAAAUCCCAGUUUUGUGGCAUUGCAUGUAUUUUUAAAAAUAACUUUAGGGGCGUCUGUAAAGCAACAUACAAAACUGGAAGUCUUUUAUAUCCUCAGCUUACAUGAAUAGGAAAGAAGAGAAUUUUACACUGUGGUUAUCAAUUUCAAAUUUCUUAAGCCUUUUUUAGACAAUAAACUUUUAGUUGGGUUUUUGUAUAUUACUCCAUAUAUUUUUAUUUAAAAUAUUCUCAUCUGAUAUAUGACUUUAAAACAUCAGAAUUGAAUUGGCAAUGCCUUCAAUACAGAUGACCAUUUGAUAACACAAAUAAAUUUUUAAGGCAAAUAAAAUGCAAAAUUGAAGAUGUAUUCUGUCAUUCCGCUUCACAAUCAGUGCUAUAAAAACUCAGUUAAGCAAGUAAAAUUUCCUAAUAGAAUCAUGUGAAAUGAUUUUUUGUAACCUGAAGGCAUAUAUACACUGCACACCUGUUAAAUAUUUUUUGCAUACUUAUGUAUGCAGAUGUGAAAUGGUCAUUAUUUUUAACUUGCAGAUAAUCCCUAUUAUAAAUGUAUGAAAAUCUAGUUGGUACCAUGAAAUCUAAUGUAAACCAAUCUUUUAUAGCAGGUACACUUACUAGUAUUGGACUUAAAGAUAUUUUGAUAGUCUGUUCUGCAUACCAUUCUGAGUCCACUUUUCAGUCUUAGAAGGAUCGUAAAUUUCAGUGUCCUUUAUUUGACUCAGUGGGAUAUAACUGUUGUACGUAAUAGGGCACAGAUAUGCAGUAGUAGCUUGUUUAAUGGCAUAUCACGAUUCAUUCCUUUUACCACCAUUACAGAAUUUUGCUUUAUUGUACUUAUCAGUGCAAAGUGUAUUUAUCAUGAUAGAACUCCAGUGUUGGAAUAGCUUUAUUUUAUUUUCAGUAUACUUUCUUGGGAUAGGGUUGUGUAUGUGUUUCCUGAUUACAUUAGAAAUUGGUGUUACAUCAUUAUUUAUCACACUGUUUCAUGAGAGAAGUAAUAAAUGUGUGUAAUUUAGGAGAAAAAGUUUUUGUUAAACUUAGUUCAGCAUGAUAUUUGGGUCCUAUUUUUCAAUUUUAUAACUGUUUUAUUGCAACAAUGUUUGUAUUUAAGUCUCCAUUUCUAAUGCCUUGUGAUUUUUUUUAAAUGCAUGUCACUAAAUUGUCAUCCCACAAAAAUUGAUGUGCAGCAUCGGGUGUUAAAUCUACAUACUGAUUUUGAAACAGAGAAAUAGUUGGUGGUGAAACUGUAAAUGUUUGGAGAAAACCUUAUAAAAAGUUUUGUAGUAAUAUUUCACUUGUAAAUUUUUUGUAAGAAAAGGGAAAAAGAAAAAAAAUGCAAAAAACCCACCCAUUCUAGAAUCUACAAAUUAAUUCUGCCAGCAAAGCCUCUAAGGCAUUAAUUUUUACUAUGCUAAUUUGUAAAAAUUUUGUGUGUUUUUGUGGAUUUGGAAAUAAAACUGUGUAGACGUUGUUGCCUGCAAUAACACUUUGCAAGUAACCUAUUAAAAUUCUCAAGUUUAAAUGUACAAUUAUUUGAAAAGUGUAUUUCUUUGUCAGUCACAUUCAUGUUUUCAAGCAUAUUAC
Messenger RNA from Pogona vitticeps (central bearded dragon), 6255 nucleotides. RefSeq names its product Sp4 transcription factor (gene SP4). The record is from RefSeq and is a predicted model, not a curated record. Lineage: Eukaryota; Metazoa; Chordata; Lepidosauria; Squamata; Agamidae.